UAAUCAAAUCAAUCCACAACGUCAGUGUGUCAGAGAAGAAAGAAGCUGACUGGAAAGAGGGAAAUUAACUCAAAGAAAAAAAAGGAAAGAACAAACGAAAAAGACGGUGGUGUAGUAGUAAUUCUACUGUAUAUAUAUAUAUAUAUAUAUAUACACACACCUCCCUUUCCGCGUUUAUCUCUCUAUUUUCUUUCUUCUUUCUCUCAUUAUUCAGUCUUCACUAUGACGGAGCGUUCUUCUCCCGAAAUGGCUCUUCGAUUAGAUUUUAAGCAGUUACAGUUUGAAGCACAGCAUCGAUGGUUACGCCCUGCAGAGAUAUUAGGAAUUCUCAGCAACUAUCAGAUGUUUGAAAUCUCAAAAGAACCGCCUACCCGGCCACCGAGUGGAUCGCUUUUUCUUUUCAAUCGGAAAAUUUUGAGGCACUUUAGAAGGGAUGGAUACAAUUGGCGAAAGAAGAACGAUGGAAAAACUGUGAAGGAAGCUCAUGAGAAGUUGAAGGUGGAAGGUAGCGAUAAGAUACACUGCUACUACGCCCAUGGAGAAGAUAAUGAAAAUUUCCAGAGGCGAAGUUAUUGGAGGCUUGAACCGGAUAUGAUGGAUAUAGUAUUUGUCCACUACUUGGAUGUUAAGGUUAACAAGAGCAAUGUAGGCAUAAGUACAGAUACUAAGGAGGUUACAUCAGAUUCCCAAAAGGGCAGUUCUACGUCAUCUGGCUUUCCUGCAAAUUACGGUAACAUGCGUUCAAGAAAUAUGGAUUCCAUGAGCCCAACAAGCACUUUAACUUCUUUAUGUGAAGAUGCUGAUUCAGAGGAUAUUCACCAAGCAAGCUCAGUGUUUCGCACCUUUCAUGAGUUGCAUAAUCCGGGAAAUGGUCCACAGACGGAUAAGAUUGGUGCUCAUUCAAAUGGUCCAAAUCUUAUGCACCCCUUUUCAGGAUCAAAUUACCUCCCACUUGUUCAGGGGGGUAAAUUCAAUUCAAACGAGGGUCAGAGAGCACUCGACAUAGGGUCCUGGGACAAUGUCAUGGAUAAAUCUUCAGGAACGCAUACCGAUCCUUCCCCUGUAUCAUCCUAUUCUUUUCCAUCAAGUUCAAUGUCUGUCUUCAAUGAAGGAAGUGGCUCACAGUCUCUACAAUCAAAUUGGCAGAACCCUUUUGAAGAAAAUGCGGGCGGAUUUCCAAAGUGGAGCUUUACUCAGUCGUUAAGCAUGGAAUUUGAAUCUAACUAUUCCGCUGAACUACUGGGUUUGGGUAAAGAAACUGGUUAUGCAAGUCCAGAAAUUGAUCCUGACCUAUUUUCUUUUGAUUUUGAGCCAAAAGAGCAGUCUGUGCAUCAAAACUUGCACACGGAGCAUGCUUCUAUGAAUGCUAAAGAGAGCCUGACGAAGGUUGACAGCUUCUCUAAAUGGAUUAAAGAAUUUGCAUCAGUGGAUGAUCUGCACAUGCAGUCUUCCCCUGAUAUUUCAUGGGGCACGGAUGAAUGUGGAAAUGUGAUAGAUGAUACCUCAUUGGACCUGUCUCUAUCUCAAGACCAGCUGUUUAGCAUACAUGACUUUUCACCUAAAUGGGCUUAUGCUGAUUCAGAAAUUGAGGUGUUGAUUAUUGGAACAUUUGUGAAUAGUAGACCAGAGGUGACAACGUGUAACUGGUCCUGUAUGUUUGGGGAAGUGGAAGUUCCAGCUACGAUUUUAGCUAAUGGAAUUCUGAGCUGUCAAGCUCCACCUCAUGAGAUUGGACGGGUUCCUUUCUACGUAACCUUCUCCAAUAGAUUUGCUUGUAGUGAAGUUCAGGAAUUUGAGUACAAAGAGGGCUUUACCAGAAAUGUAGAUUUGGCAGAUUUUUUUAACAACUCAACUGAAAUGCGACAUCAUUUGCAUCUGGAGGAGUUACUUACUUUGGAUUCAGUGCAUCUUUCAGAUCAAGUUCUUGAGGUUGAUAUGGAGAAAAGUAACAUGAUUCAUAAGCUUAUUUCACUAAAAGAGAAAGAUGAAUAUUCGUGUAAUGAAGAGCCAACUGGAGAGAUGGAUAUUUCAAAACACAGGUUGAAGGCACAUAUCUUUCAUAGGCAGGUUAAGGAGAAGCUGUACUCAUGGCUUCUUCACAAAGUAACUGAAACUGGUAAAGGGCCUCAUGUGUUUGGUAAAGAUGGGCAAGGUGUACUACAUUUAGUUGCUGCUCUUGGUUAUGAUUGGGCCAUAGCACCAAUUGUAACUUCUGGAGUUAAUAUCAACUUCCGUGAUGUGAAUGGAUGGACGGCUCUACACUGGGCUGCAUCAUGUGGCAGAGAGAGAACGGUUGCUCUCCUUGUCUCCAUGGGUGCAGCUGCUGGAGCGUUGACAGAUCCAUGUCCAGCAUUCCCUUCAGGAAGAACGCCUGCAGAUCUUGCUUCUGGUGAUGGCCAGAAAGGAAUUUCAGGUUUUCUUGCCGAGUCAUUAUUAACUAGCCACCUUGAAUCACUCACAAUGGAUGAUGUGAAUAAAGAUGGCACAAAAGAAACUUUAGGGAUGAAAGCAGUACAGACGAUUUCAGAACGAAUUGCAACGCCUGUGCACUGGGGAGAUAUGCAAGAUGCUAUAUGCCUUAAGGAUUCUCUUGAUGCUGUCCGUAAUGCUACACAAGCCGCUGAUAGAAUACAUCAAGUAUUUAGAAUGCAAUCAUUUCAAAGAAAGCAGCUAGCUCAGUAUGAAGAGGAUGGUGAGGAGUUUGGAUUGUCAGAUCAGCAAGCUCUUUCGCUUCUAGCUUCUAAGGCAUCCAAAUCUGGACAUGGGGAGGGUUCAGCCAAUGCUGCUGCAGUACAAAUACAGAAAAAGUUCCGUGGCUGGACAAAGAGAAAAGAAUUCUUGUUCAUUCGUCAAAGAGUUGUCAAAAUCCAGGCCCAUGUAAGAGGUCACCAGGUAAGAAAGAAGUACAAACCAAUCAUUUGGUCCGUGGGAAUCCUGGAGAAGGUUAUAUUACGGUGGAGGCGUAAGGGCAGUGGUUUACGUGGAUUUCGAUCAGAUGCCAUUAAUAAGGUCCCCAACCAACCAACCAGCCUUCCCGAAAAGGAGGAUGACUAUGAUUUUCUCAAGGAAGGGAGGAAACAGAGUGAACAAAAGUUUCAAAAGGCCCUUUUAAGGGUUAAGUCCAUGGUUCAGUAUCCAGAAGCUCGGGCCCAAUACAGGCGUCUGCUAAAUGUAGUGGACGAUUACCGUCAAACCAAGCAGACAUGUAAUCUGAGUUCGAUAAGUUCGGAAGAGGCAGCUGAUGGUGUGGAGGAUUUGGUUGACAUUCAAAUGCUUUUUAAUGAUGACAACUUUGUACCUAUGUCAUUUGAUUGAUCCUUUGUGGUGGCUACUUCUUUCCUCUCCUGUUAAUAGACGGCCCGUCAGUUUUUUUUUUUUUUUUUUGCUUGGAUCGUAGGUUGGGUAUAAAUAGAUUGUGAAAAGUAGAAUAUCCAUUCAGUUUUGACAGUUCAAAUGCUGAAAUCUAGACAAGAUUUGGUUUUUCUUUUUAUAUAUUUUGAUAUUUAUAUAACAUAGGGUUUGAAUAUACUUUUAGCUAUUAAUUAAUAUACCAAUUUUUUAUUCA
Medicago truncatula (barrel medic) is the source of this 3565-nucleotide messenger RNA. Its product is annotated as calmodulin-binding transcription activator 2. The coding region runs from base 223 to 3315 and encodes 1030 amino acids. The transcript is spliced from 13 exons. The record is from RefSeq and is a predicted model, not a curated record. Gene Ontology annotation, cellular component: nucleus. Gene Ontology annotation, molecular function: protein binding; transcription coregulator activity; double-stranded DNA binding. NCBI's taxonomy places the organism in Eukaryota, Viridiplantae, Streptophyta, Magnoliopsida, Fabales, Fabaceae. Gene Ontology annotation, biological process: regulation of transcription by RNA polymerase II.